Messenger RNA from Alternaria ethzedia, 1869 nucleotides. RefSeq lists its product as uncharacterized. NCBI's taxonomy places the organism in Eukaryota, Fungi, Ascomycota, Dothideomycetes, Pleosporales, Pleosporaceae. The transcript has 2 exons. The record is from RefSeq and is a predicted model, not a curated record. Bases 1 to 1869 code for a protein of 622 amino acids.
AUGCCGCUUUUCGAUCAGGAUCCCAACGGCGGCGGCCGCAACUCGCGAGCCUCCAACGUCUCUGCCAUGAGCCGAGCAUCAGGUAAACCCGUAUCGCGGGCACCCAGUGCAGACCUUCAACCUCUGAACCGCGGCGUCACGUCCAUGCUCCGCACCGAGACCGAGAUAGGCGACGUUAGCAUCGGCCGUCCUAAGUUCGACGACUUGUCUGCCAUGAGCAACGCACCACGUCCGCUGCGUUCGCGCGCGACCAGCAGGAUGUCGCAAGUUUCUUCCACGUCCAACACUUCCAGUCGGGGCAGCAAGCAGCACUUCCGUUCCUACCCCUCCUCGUCUUCUGCACCGCGCCAGCCAAUGCAACACCAUGGGCCCGUGUAUAAUGCCGACACGCUGUCUCCAACGAUGAUGAACGCCACCGGAUCAUCGCCUUUCAACAACCGAAGAGACAACCGCGACAGGGACGCGCAUCGCUCGCACUCGAUGACGAAUACCGUACAGCCCCCAGCGUACGGCCUCUCCAGCAACAGGUCUAUUCCCAGCUUGCGCCCUCGGCCAGCGUCCCGAUCUUCGAACCCAAGCCCAUACUAUGCACACCCCGCCGGGGGUGGUUCCAGGCAGCCUGUUCCAUACUCGCGAUCGGUCCAGUCCGCCCUGAGCGACGACAGCGGAGUACACUUCCAAGGGCCGCGGAGCUACGACGGUCAGCGACUGCCCUAUGCUGGCCACGCACAAGGCUACGGCAACCCAGGAUACACAAAUCAUACGUAUCGGCAGCAGCAUGCUGGACAAGGACAAGACCAACGAGGCUUCAACACCCGACAGGGCCCCGGGCAGAUGAGGACCAAGAAUCCAGCUUCUCGGUCGACGAUGAGCCUUGAAGAUCCCCCCGUGGAAGACGACGACUUUCCUCCCUACCACGCGGCUUUCGGACAACUCGUGUCUCGCAGGAUGACAGGCAACUCCGCCCGCGAGCCUCGUUCAGAAGAUCGAAGAGAGCGCAGGCGUCAGGAUGAACAUCAGCCACCUUUACCAGCCGAUCACCGCCAACGGAUCGCUGCUGAACAAGCUCGUCUCAAGAGGUCUGCGCCUGCUUCCAUGUCCAGUUUUAACACAAACUUGCGUACCGAAUCAGAGCCGCCAUCGUCCGACAUGACAAUGCCAUCAACUCCGAAAGAUGGUAGCUCCAUGGAAGUGCACCGAAACCUCGAUAGAAACAAGGUCUUCAAAGCCGCCAACCCGAACCGCCUUGUUAUUCAGGAAGAGUAUCCUUCAGUACCAUACUACAACACGAGUGACCAGCUCGGACCUGUGGCGUCUGCGGACCCAGGGACGGAUGCUGAUCCCGACGGCUUCAUAGACCGAAAGAUAACCACUGUCGAGCAGUCUCGUCAGGCUGGGGCGACAUUGAAGAACCUCGAUUCCGAUCUCGAACGCGAACGCGAAGCCGAGCGCAAAGCCCGGAAGCAUUCGCGAAAGCGACAUUGCGGAACUCCCAGCGUCCCCCGUAGCUCACCGCAUCACAAGGAAUUUGAUCCUAAGAGGUCUGGAGGCUUCAACGACGGGCGAUAUCCAGUCUUCGAUGGAGUUAGUAACCUCUUCGGGGCCAUCUCCCUCGCUCCCGAGCAAGCCUCCAUCUCCGUCAAGAAAGUCCCCCGUUCCAAGGUCUCCGACACAACCCUCAAGGCCAAAGUCUCCAACACUACAAUCAAGGCCAAAGUCUCCGAUACCAAUAUCAAGGCCAAAGUCCCCGACACCGCAAUCACUGACGACGUCUCCGACACCGCAGUCGCCGACAAAGUCGCUGACAACACGGUCGCUGACACCAAGGUCGCUGACUCCGGGGCCUCUGCCGCUGUCGAAGACCAAUGA